Molecule: messenger RNA, 1092 nt
Organism: Cuscuta epithymum
Lineage: Eukaryota; Viridiplantae; Streptophyta; Magnoliopsida; Solanales; Convolvulaceae
Source: the annotation of a GenBank genome assembly
UGAAAUAUUCCCUUUCAUUGUGCCUUUCUAUAUGGUAUCAGAGCAGUGUCUCUCGAUCCUGCGAUUCUCUUAUCAAUCACGAUAAACAAUGAUCGGUGAGGUGGCUGUGCCUCGCGGUAACGACGAUCCUCCUCCAAAUGACGCUCAAAUAGAAUUGCAGGCAACAUCCAUACGAAAACCUGCAAUUUCCGAUAAACAAUGGCAGACUUUGCUCCAACUUUUGGACUCUUGCAAGGGAACCUCUUCUGAAGACAAAUUAACAGGACCUACCUUCGAGGAUGCCGAUUGGAGUGGGUAGACGACGUGGGGGAGUUUAUUAUUUUCACAGUCUUGACAAAAUUGAAGCUCAUUCAGUGAAGGCAUCCGAUUCAGCACAGUUGUGGCACUCACGGUUAGGACAUCCUUCGUUGUCAGUACUACGAUUAGUAAAUUGUUUGAAUAAAUCUUCAUUCAAGCAAGUUCAGAAUAAAGAAUGUGAUGCGUGUUUGCGUGCUAAACAAACUCGCGAUGUGUUUAAGAUUAAUGAUGGUAGAGCUGGAGAACCAUUUGAAUUGAUUCAUUGUGAUGUGUGGGGUCCGUAUAGAUUUUCUGCUUCAUGUGGUGCCCGUUAUUUUUUAACUGUUGUGGAUGAUUUUUCUAGAGCUGUCUGGGUGCAUUUGAUUCGUGAGAAAAGUGAGGUCCAAAAUAUUCUGAAACAAUUUUUUGCCAUGACGCAACGUCAAUUUAAUAAAAUGGUGAAAGUUGUGCGUUGUGAUAAUGGGAUGGAAUUUCAAGCUUUAAGAAGCUAUUUUUUGGACAAUGGUAUUAUUUUUCAAACAUCAUGUGUGUAUACCCCGCAACAAAAUGGUAGAGUUGAAAGGAAACAUAGGCACAUUCUUGAAAUGGGUAGGGCUUUAAGAUUUCAUGCAAACUUGCCCAUUAAUUUUUGGGGUGAAUGUAUUUUGACGGCUGGGUAUCUAAUCAACCGCUUACCUUCACCGCUGCUGGGUAACAAGAGUCCUUAUGAACUGCUGCAUAAUAAGCCUCCACUUUAUGACCAACUUCGAGUCUUUGGUUGUCUCUGUUAUGCUCAUUCAAAAAAUACAAACGGUG